Messenger RNA from Cottoperca gobio, 1848 nucleotides. RefSeq names its product nuclear autoantigenic sperm protein-like. Gene Ontology annotation, cellular component: nucleoplasm. The record is from RefSeq and is a predicted model, not a curated record. The transcript has 14 exons. Gene Ontology annotation, biological process: CENP-A containing chromatin assembly; DNA replication-dependent chromatin assembly. Gene Ontology annotation, molecular function: histone binding. The coding region runs from base 137 to 1660 and encodes 507 amino acids. Lineage: Eukaryota; Metazoa; Chordata; Actinopteri; Perciformes; Bovichtidae.
GGACCGGAAAGGGAAGUAAUAUUUCGCGCUAAAUUGAAACAACGGAGCAGUCUGAUAUGAGCGGCAGAAGGGACACAAACCAACAGGCACUGCUCUUAACGUUUCGGUCGUUAUUUCUCGGACAAGUUUAGCUAACAUGGAGGAGGCCAACAAACUAAUCGGCACAGGCAAGAAGCACCUGGUGAUGGGGAAGGUGGUGGAGGCAGUGGGCGCCCUGCAGGAGGCCUGCGGCAUGCUAGCUAAAAAGUAUGGAGACACAGCAGACGAGUGUGGAGAGGCGUUCUUCUGGUGUGGUAAAGCGCUGCUGGAUUUGGCACGGAUGGAGAACUCAGUCCUUGGUAAUGCUCUGGAAGGAGUACCAGAGGAGGAGGAGGAGGAGGAGGAGGAGGAGGAGGAUGAUGAGGAUGAUGAAGAAAAAAAACCUAACUACUCCAAAGUUGACUGCACAGAAAACCUUGAUGAGAAGACCAGAGAUGAGCUGCGGGUUCAGGUGUACGAUGCCAUGGCAGAGAAGAAAAACGAAAACACCGAGACGGUUGAAGGCAAGAGCGAAGAGAAGAAGGAUGACAUAGAAAAGGCUGAGGCUGGCGAUAAGCACCAGAAGGAUGAGGACAAGGACGGCGACGUUAAAGGAAGCAAAUCGGAUAAAAGUGAAGACGAGAUGGAAACUGAGAAAAAAUCAGCAGAUAAAGAGGACGCAGAAGAAGAGGAGGAGGAGGAGGAGGAAGAUGGUGACAAUGCAGAAAUGGAGGCCGAUGCAGAAGAGGGGGGUGAAGGAGAUGCAGCUGCAGAGAAGGACAGUGACGAUGAGGAGGUGGGGAACCUGCAGCUCUCCUGGGAGAUGUUGGAAGUAGCUAAAGUCAUUUACAAAAGGAAAGAGGCUAAAGAGGACCAACUCAUGGCCGCACAGACUCACUUGAAACUGGGUGAAGUUUCUUCUGAAUCAGGAAAUUACACUCAGGCGUUGGAGGAUUUCCAGGAGUGUCUGAAGCUGCAGGUGAAGCACCUGGACUCAGACAGCCGCCUGCUGGCUGAGACUCACUACCAGCUCGGUCUGACCUACAGCUUAGAUCUGCAGUACAGCCAGGCCAUCGAGGAGCUCAAGAGCUCCAUCUCUGUCAUAAAGAGCAGGCUGGACAAACUCCAGCAGCUGCUGGAUAAGGCCGAGGGCCCGGAGGCUCUGUCGGAUGAAAGGAAGGAGAUUGAGGAGCUGAAUGCUCUGCUGCCAGAGAUCCAGGAGAAGGUGGAGGACUCCACAGAGGGUCUGAAAAUGACGAGCACUGAGACUGCGAAGGGGGCACUGGACGGAGGCUCCACUUCCUCUGCGUUCCCUGGCACCACUGUGCAGACUGGGGACUCCUCCUCCAGCUCAAAGAUUAACGGCACAUCAACCGAAGGAGCCAGCUCUACCAUCGGACACGCCUCCCCGGCUCCAGCCUCUGACAUCUCCCACCUGGUCAGGAAGAAGCAUUUCUUUCAGAGGGCUAUAAUGGACCGUAUUGUCUCAUUUGAACGAGCCGAUCUAUUUCAGAGGAAACCAGAGGAGAGUCCAGUGAAGGAGGAGGGCGUGAUUAAGAAGGUGAAGCAGAAUGAUAGUCCGACUAAACUCGUUCACAAAGCCAACGGUGACACUAAGAGUACGGACGUCAAGAGGAAGUGAAGCUGGACAUCCUCCAGGUUUUUUGAAUCCACCCAAGAAGACCUUCACCAACACGCCGAGCUCUUGCUGGCACUACACUUGUUUGCUGCUGUAAAUAUGUGCAUCUUUUUCUAUGUCUGUUGUGAUGUCAGUGUUUAUUCACAUGUAACCUAUGAAGUACAAUAAAGAAUAUUAUUUGAUAAACCUUG